AUGGGUUCGAACUAUAUCAACAAGGUCGCCAUCGUUGGGGCGGGCGGAAACAGUGGCAGCUUUAUAACCGAAGCCCUGAUCAAGACUGGCAAACACACCGUCACAGCUCUCACACGAGAGGGUAGCCAGAGCAAGCUUCCACCCGGCGUGAUCUCGAAGUUCAUCGACUACGGCAAGCCCGAAACAAUUGUCGAGGCGUUGAAAGGCCAGGAUGCACUGGUUAUCACACUACCGGGCCAGGUCCCAGAAGAUACGGAGCUGAAGCUCAUUAAUGCGGCUGGCAAGGCGGGUGUGAAAUGGAUUUUGCCUAAUGAGUGGUCUCCGGAUACAAUGAACGAGAGUUUGGUCAAGGAUGUCCCCAUUUUCCAGCCAAAAGUGGCGACCCGAAAGGCCAUCGCCGACCUUGGCAAGAGUGAUUAUAUCUGCGUGUCGACUGGCUUCUGGUAUGAAUGGAGUUUGGCUAUCCCUGCUGCUUAUGGCAUUGACUUGAUCAACCAUACCGCUACACUCUUCGAUGAGGGCGAGACCAAGAUCACAACCACGACCUGGCCCCAGGUCGGACGCGCUGUUGCCGGCAUCCUGAGUUUGCCUAUCAAGCCCGAGGGCUCCGACCAAAAGGCCUGUCUCGAGAAACUCAAGAACCAGGUUGUAUACACCAAGUCCUUCACCGUCAGCCAGAAAGAUAUGUUGGAGUCUGUCUUCCGGGUGACCGGUACCAAGGAAGCGGACUGGACCAUCACCAAAGAGUCAUCUCAUGAUCGGUAUACGAGUGGUCUUAAGGAGAUGCGGGAGGGCAGUGUAACUGGCUUUGUGAAGAUGCUAUAUACCCGGAUAUUUUAUCCGGAUGGCUCUGGUGACAUUGAGCAUAAGGGCACGAUCAAUGCCUUGCUCGAUUUGCCGAAGGAGGAUAUGGACGCCGCGACAAGAAGUGCGAUUGAGCGUGCCAAGACGAACCCCUGGAGCUAG
Penicillium canariense is the source of this 966-nucleotide messenger RNA. RefSeq names its product aromatic alcohol reductase. The transcript is spliced from 4 exons. Bases 1 to 966 code for a protein of 321 amino acids. The record is from RefSeq and is a predicted model, not a curated record. Gene Ontology annotation, molecular function: oxidoreductase activity. Lineage: Eukaryota; Fungi; Ascomycota; Eurotiomycetes; Eurotiales; Aspergillaceae.